This is a messenger RNA of Lytechinus variegatus (green sea urchin), 2406 nucleotides long. RefSeq names its product transcription factor IIIB 90 kDa subunit-like. The record is from RefSeq and is a predicted model, not a curated record. Gene Ontology annotation, biological process: DNA-templated transcription initiation; transcription by RNA polymerase III; transcription preinitiation complex assembly. The transcript has 17 exons. Gene Ontology annotation, molecular function: RNA polymerase III type 3 promoter sequence-specific DNA binding; RNA polymerase III general transcription initiation factor activity; TBP-class protein binding. Gene Ontology annotation, cellular component: nucleus; transcription factor TFIIIB complex; transcription preinitiation complex. NCBI's taxonomy places the organism in Eukaryota, Metazoa, Echinodermata, Echinoidea, Temnopleuroida, Toxopneustidae. The coding region runs from base 115 to 2406 and encodes 763 amino acids.
GCAGAUACCGUAGACCAUUUUUACCGUUUCCAAUUGCCUCAGGUUUUGUCACCAGAAACAGUCCCAAAAUAAAAGUUUCAUAAGAGCAGUUAGACCACUUCAGACAUACCAGCUAUGUCGAAGGCAGCAGUAUGCAGCAACUGCGGCGGGAGCGACAUCGACACUGACCAGGCUCGUGGUAAUGCUGUAUGCGUGUCCUGUGGAGCGGUCAUUGAAGAUAACUUCAUCGUCUCGGAGGUAGGCUUUGCAGAGAACACGCUCGGAGGAACGUCUGUGAUUGGGCAGUUUGUCUCGUCUGAAGGUGAUAAGACCCAUACGCUGGGAAAUAACUUUCGACAUGGCUUUGGUAAAGAAUCUAGAACAGUUACACUUCAGCAAGGUAAGAGAAACAUCCAGCACAUGGGAGGUCAGUUGAAAUUAAACCAGCAUCGUAAUGACAUGGCAUAUAACUUCUUCAAGAUGGCCGUCCAGAAGAAGUUGACCCGAGGAAGAAAGACCAUGCACAUUGUGGCAGCAUGUCUGUACCUGGUCUGUCGGCUCGAAGGCACCCCUCAUAUGUUGCUUGAUCUCAGUGAUUUACUCCAGGUUAAUGUGUAUGUCCUCGGUAAGACCUACCUCAAGUUGUGUCAAGAAUUGCACAUCAACGCUCCUGCGAUCGAUCCCUGUUUAUUCAUCCAGAGGUUUGCCCACAAGCUUGAGUUCAGUGACAAGACGGACGUGGUGUGUGAGACGGCUUUGAGGCUAGUAGCCAGGAUGAAGCGAGACUGGAUUCAUAUGGGAAGGAGACCAUCAGGUUUAUGUGGUGCAGCUCUGCUGGUUGCGGCGAGAAUGCACAAUUUCCACAGGACCCAAAGAGACGUCAUCAAAGUGGUCAAAGUCUGUGAUGCUACUCUCAGAAAAAGGUUAUCUGAGUUUGAAGAGACACCGUCUGGCAAGUUGACCAUCGAUGAGUUUCAUAAGAUUGAUUUAGAGGAAGAGCAGGAUCCGCCGUCAUUCAAAAGAGGAAGAAGAAAUGCUAAACUUGCCCAGUUAGAAGAGCUUAGCAAGAAACAGGUGCUUGAAUUAGAAGGAGAGAUUACAACCAUACAGAAUGAAAUUGAAAGUGCUCUUCAUAAAAAACCAACAGAUGCGACAUCGUCGUUAGGAAGAAUACCCGAAGAUAACCAGAGCAAUGCCGAUGAUGUUGAAAAUGCAGAAAACGUUGAACUUCUAAAACGCUUGGAAGAUGACAGCGUGAGACCUCUGGUGGAAGAGGAAGUGAGGUCGCAUAAACAGUCGCAAGUUGCGAGUGAAAAAACUGAAAAUGGAGACUGUGCAUCGACAUCAAAAAGUGAUGAGAAUAAAGGCGUUGAUACUGGAGGUGGAGGGGAACCAGGAGGGGGAGAGGGUGGAGGAGAGAGUAAAGUAGGAGAUGGAGAAAGUGCAGCAGGAGCAGGGGGUGACAGUACUUCAAAAGAGAAAUCCUUACCCACAGACGAUGUAAUCGAUACCCUGCUUGGUGAACCAACUGUAUGGAGCAGUGGAGACAAGGGGCUGAGGCCGUCGGCGUUAUCGUUAGGACUGGAAAACAUCAUCAAAGAGGCUGCCAUUCCAGAAGAAAAAAGUAGGUCCGUUGAGAAUGAUGAUGGAGAGCUGGAUUUGACAGGGAUAAAUGAUCAGGAAAUAGAUGCAUUUAUUCUGAGUGAAAAAGAAGUGACUAUAAAAACCAAUCUCUGGAUGAAGGAGAAUGGAGAAUACAUGAAACAAAUGGAAGAAAAGGAGAAGAGAUUACAAAAAGAGCGAGAAGAACAAGGACUGAAGCCUGAUCAGCCAAAGAAGAAGAGGAAAAGCACAAAGAGGCCCCCCAUCCAGGCCAACACUGCCGGCGAGGCAAUCGAGAAGCUCAUUGUCGAGAAGAAAAUAUCAAGCAAGAUAAACUACGAUGUCCUGAGAGAUCUCACCCAGCCUAGCCAAGCCAAUAAACCUACCCCACCCUCAAAACCAGCAGAGACCCCACCCCCAGUGAACCUUGGCACCCCAUUCAGGGCGGGAGGAGGUACGGGACAGGGGGGCCAGUUGAUGAGGGCAGGGAGUCUGGGUGGGGUGAAGCGACCCAGGCCAACCGUUACACCUACAAGGCCGACUGUCAGAGAGGGACCUACUCAGAAAGCUGUAAAACUGGAGACCAAAGAAGAGAAAAAUCCAAACCCCUUCACCAUCGCGCAGCCUAAAGCCCCCGAUGACAUAGUGGUAGAGUCCGGCCCUGUACAGUACCAUGCAGAGGACGGAAUCCACCAUGAUGAUGAAGGGGAGGACGAGUAUUAUGAUGAGGAAGAUGAGGAUCAUCUCCAAAGUGCUGCUCAGUUGAUGGGACAUAGAGGUGAUGAUGAUUAUCAAGACAACUAUGAUAUGGAUGACCUGGAGUAG